GUUUCAUUCUUCAAUUCAUUCGUUCCUGCUGAUAAUCGAUCAAAUCUAGCAUGGUCUACUACAUCCGUUUUCUCAAGACCCCUAGGUUUCAAAAGCAGAAACCUGGGUCGAUAUCCGUUUCCGCUCUGAUCUGCAUCACCACCGACCUGGGGGAUGCAUUUCUUGCACAGGAUGUGGAUUUACUCGUAACACUGGGUCUUAAUCACUCUGGUAAAAUCCUCUACCAGGAACCUUUGAGCUGGAAGGCCGGCAAACGCGAGCUCCCGAUAAUGCUCGGGCCCUUCUCUGCCAAUAUCGCUCAGCAGACGAUCGUUCUAGGCGUGGCUGCCACAGAUUCGCAGAAGCGGCGGUCACCCUCACCAGACCGUUUGCUGGGCAAUUCCAGUCUUCCUCUAGUCAUGUCUGCCUGGAGUGCACCCUUUGGCAGAUCACCGUCCUCGGUAGCGGAGAAGCUUGUUGAGAGACGCUUUGGGCCCAAAGAUCGCCUAGGCUUGAGGAUCUGGGAGGAGACUGGAAACAGUAUUGCUCGGCAUAUCUGGGAUGCAGCGGUGGCGUCAGUCAUAUAUCUUGAGCAGAUCGUUACAGGAGACCCAGCGGUAUCCGUACCAUUGUUGCAAAAGCUUCUACGAGGCGAGCGCAGCUCCCCUCUCCAUGUCCUCGAACUAGGAUCAGGAUGUGGCAUUGUCGGAAUUGCUCUUGCAGAGCUUCUGCCUCAUUGUUCUGUGGUACUUACUGACUUAGCCGAGGUCGAGGACAUUGUAACGCAGAACAUUGCUGUCGCGAAACCAGCCCAUUCCUCUGAGCUCGAGUUUUGCACGCUUGACUGGGACGACGAGCUCCCAAGCGACCUGUGUGGAGGCUCAGUAGACCUAAUCCUCGUUUCAGAUUGUACUUACAACGCAGACAGCUUGCCGGCGUUGGUUUCAGUACUUAGCCGCUUAGUACAGAUGUCUCCAGAUGCUAUCAUUUUAGUGGCACUGAAGAGGCGCCAUGAGAGUGAGUCUGUUUUCUUCGACUUGAUGCAGUCUGCCGGACUUCACAACCUGCACCUCGACCAGAAGCAGCUCCCAUCGCAACACGAUCAGUUUGACCAGAUAGAACUGCGUUGUUAUGGCCGAGAAGAGCGACAGAUGCUCCCAAAUCAAUAGCGGGAUGAUGAACCGCAGCUUGACUCAUCAUGCCUUGCAUGUACGUCUUGAACGCCUGGAUGCUGUACUGAAACCGCUCUCCUUGGUCCAUUUGGUCCCGAAUGGAGCUCCAAUAGGCCAGCCCUGUGCAUAGGCUGCAGGCUUAUCUAUAAUAUCACCCAUCCGCAACUUCGCAGCCUGUAUAGCUCGCCGCACACGCGGAUGAUAAGACUCUUAAGCCUCGGGCUCAACAGUGUACGCGACUGCAAACUCCAAACUGGGCCAACCAGGCACGGAGCAACUAUAACUGUGGCAACUACAACCCCACCGGUGAUUAUGUGGAAUCAAUGGUCC
Aspergillus ibericus CBS 121593 is the source of this 1481-nucleotide messenger RNA. RefSeq names its product protein N-lysine methyltransferase family protein. The record is from RefSeq and is a predicted model, not a curated record. The transcript is spliced from 2 exons. The coding region runs from base 51 to 1148 and encodes 365 amino acids. NCBI's taxonomy places the organism in Eukaryota, Fungi, Ascomycota, Eurotiomycetes, Eurotiales, Aspergillaceae.